UGCUUUCCCUGCCAGCUUUUGGAGGCCGUUUUACUCGCCCUUCUUCUCACUCCGCUUCUUCUCUCCUCCGUCUCGUUUUCUCCAGCCGUUAUCUCCAUCCAUCGCUCCUCACCCUUUAUAACACCCCCUGGUUCUCUCCAAAUCACACACAAGGCCCUCUUAUCUUCUUCUAGAGAGAGAACGAGAAGCAGAGAGAGAUGGAGAAGCCAGCGGGCUCGACCGGCGGCGCCGCGGCGUCGUCGUCGUCGUUCGCGAGUCUGAGGGCGUACGGUUGGGCGCUAGCAGAGACCCCCCGACGGCUGCGGCGGCGGGUGGGGUCGGUGACGACGACGUACGAGGAGAUGAGCCGUGUGCGGGCGCGGUCCGGUUCGGACAUGGCGCGGGCGCUGCGGUGGCCGGACCUCGUUGGGCUGGGGCUUGGUGGGAUGGUCGGUGCCGGGGUUUUUGUGACCACCGGCCGCGCCGCCCGCCAAAACGCCGGCCCCGCCAUCGUCGUGUCCUACGCCAUUGCGGGGUUCUGCGCCCUCCUGUCGGCGUUCUGCUACACCGAGUUCGCCGUCGACAUGCCCGUUGCCGGCGGCGCCUUCAGCUACCUCAGGGUCACCUUUGGAGAAUUUGCGGCCUUUUUGACGGGAGCGAAUCUAAUAAUGGAGUACGUGUUGUCGAAUGCGGCGGCGGCACGGAGCUUCACGGCAUAUCUUGGGACGGUGAUCGGGGUGGACACGGCGGCGAGGUGGCGGAUCACCGUCUCCGGCCUCCCCAAAGGCUUCAACCAGAUCGAUCUCCUGGCGGUAGCCGUGGUUUUGAUCAUUACUGUGUGCAUUUGUUACAGUACGAAAGAGAGCUCGGUUCUAAACUUGGUGUUGACGUCGGUGCACUUGGCCUUCAUCAUGUUUAUAAUUGUCAUGGGAUUCUGGCGAGGGGACUCUAAGAAUUUCACGCACCCAGCGAACCCAGAAGAGAACCCUGGCGGGUUCUUCCCCUACGGCAUCUCAGGGGUCUUCAACGGCGCGGCCUUGGUUUACCUCAGCUACAUCGGCUACGAUGCCGUGUCCACCAUGGCGGAGGAGGUCAAGAACCCCACCCGUGACAUCCCCAUUGGCGUCUCGGGCUCUGUCGUCCUUGUCACAGUUCUCUACUGCCUCAUGGCUGCCUCCAUGGUCAUGCUCCUCCCCUACGAUGCUAUAGACAUUGAAGCACCGUUCUCGGCGGCGUUCACGGGAUCGGACGGCUGGGGAUGGGUGUCGAACGUGAUCGGGGCGGGGGCGGUUUUCGGGAUCCUGACGUCCUUGCUGGUGGCGAUGCUGGGGCAGGCGAGGUAUCUGUGCGUGAUCGGACGGUCGAGCGUCGUGCCAGCGUGGUUCGCCCGGGUCCACCCCUCCACCUCCACGCCCGUCAACGCCUCCGCUUUCCUCGGUGUGUUCACGGCUGCCAUAGCUCUCUUCACCGAACUCGACGUCCUCCUCAGCCUCGUCUCCAUCGGCACUCUCUUCGUCUUCUACAUGGUAGCCAAUGCCGUGAUCUACAGGCGCUAUGUCACGGCCGGUUCCACCAACCCAUGGCCAACCAUCUCAUUUCUCCUCUGCUUCUCCUUUGCUUCCCUUGCCUUCACCCUUGUAUGGAACUUCGCUCCGCCUGGGAGGACCAAGGCCCUGCUGCUUGGUGCGUGCGCUGUGUCGGCCAUUGCCAUCCUGCAAGCCUUCCAACUCCUCGUGCCGCAGGCUCGGAAGCCUGAGUUUUGGGGUGUGCCAUUGAUGCCUUGGAUACCCUCCAUCUCUGUAUUCCUGAAUUUGUUCUUGCUGGGUUCUCUCGAUCGGCCUUCGUUUGUGCGGUUCGGCUUCUUCUCGGUGCUUGCGGUACUGGUUUAUGUUUUCUAUAGCGUGCAUGCAAGUGUUGAUGCCGAAGAGAAUGGUGCUCUGCACAAAGCUGGAGAUAGCCGGAGCUAUCCAGAGGAAAAUAAUGAUGGAAGCUUCAGGGUGUAAAAGGAGCUGAAGAAAAGGAUCAAAUCUUUCGUUCUGUUUUCUUAUGUUCUGUUUUUUUUUCUCUUUUUCUUUACCAAUUUCCAUCUUUUUUUUUUCCCUUUCUAUUUCCAGUGGGUUUGGGGAGUUAAAUGGGGGCCAAAAAGAAAUUCUAACUGGCAAAAUGCCAAAGAAAAGAAAAGGAAGGCUUUUUAUACAUGCAAGUUGUAAGAUAGAUGGCUUUUGAAUUAAUUUCCUUUAUGUAUUUUGGUUUCAACAUCUCUUUCCUUCAGCUUCUUGGUUGAGUUAGAAUUCAGUAAAAUUGUGUUGGUG
Messenger RNA from Phoenix dactylifera (date palm), 2291 nucleotides. Its product is annotated as cationic amino acid transporter 6, chloroplastic-like. NCBI's taxonomy places the organism in Eukaryota, Viridiplantae, Streptophyta, Magnoliopsida, Arecales, Arecaceae. Gene Ontology annotation, biological process: amino acid transport; transmembrane transport. The record is from RefSeq and is a predicted model, not a curated record. Gene Ontology annotation, cellular component: plasma membrane. Gene Ontology annotation, molecular function: amino acid transmembrane transporter activity.